GAUCCAGGUCGGGAGUGAGGGGAGCCCGGCUUCGUGGGGAAUCUGCUGCUGUGAACGGGCAGCCCCCGCGCUGUGUGGGGCGGCGGGACUCGCGGGAGAGGAUCCGGACACGGGCUCCGCGCGCCUGACAGAGCCGGGCGGGGGGACACCAUCCCCUGCAGCGCGGGAAUGAAGAGGGCAAUAGGGCUGAAAGGCUGAACUUCUUUAACUGAGUUCUGAGUCUCCAUCCAAUUCACUUCAAUGCAGGUGACAGUACUGGGAAAAGAUCUGCAGCAAGAACUGCUCCAAGAACUCACCCACGCUUUGACUAUGGCUGUUCCUAUUGCGAUUCUUGAUUGUGACCUCUUGCUCUAUGGCCGAGGACACCGGACGCUAGAUCGCUUCAAGCUGGAGGAUGUCACCGAUGAGUACCUGGUGUCCAUGUAUGGCUUCCCCCGACAAUUCAUUUACUAUCUAGUGGAUUUGCUGGGAACCAGCCUCUCUCGCCCUACACAGCGGUCCAGAGCCAUCAGUCCAGAGACACAGAUUCUUGCAGCAUUAGGUUUCUACACUUCUGGCUCCUUCCAGACUCGCAUGGGGGAUGCCAUUGGCAUCAGCCAGGCCUCUAUGAGCCGCUGUGUUGCCAAUGUCACUGAAGCACUGGUGGAGAGAGCCUCACAAUUCAUUCAUUUUCCAGAGGAUGAAGCCUCUGUGCAGAGUCUGAAGGAUGACUUCUAUGGGCUGGCAGGGAUGCCUGGAGUGCUAGGGGUAAUUGACUGCACCCACGUGACAAUCAAAGCACCCAAUGCCGAGGACCUAUCCUAUGUGAAUCGAAAGGGUCUGCAUUCUUUAAACUGCCUAAUGGUGUGUGAUGCUAGAGGAGCACUGCUGAGUGCAGAGACGCACUGGCCAGGCAGCCUGCUGGACUGCACUGUGCUGCAGCAGGCAGCUCUUAAUAGCCAAUUUGAAGCUGGAUUGCACAAAGAUGGCUGGCUACUUGGUGACAGCUCCUUUUUUCUCCGCACAUGGCUGAUGACCCCUCUGCAUAUCCCUGAGACCACCGCAGAAUAUCGUUAUAACAUGGCACAUUCUGCCACUCACAGUGUCAUUGAGCAGACAUUCAGGACCAUUCGAUCCCGGUUCCGUUGCCUGGAUGGCUCCAAAGGCACCCUGCAGUAUUCUCCAGAGAAGUCCAGCCACAUCAUUCUGGCCUGCUGUGUGCUCCAUAACAUCUCUCUUGAACAUGGGCUAGAUGUGUGGUCUUCCCCAGCAACAGGACAGAUGGAGCAACCAGAGGAGGAAUACGAGCAAAUGGAAUCGCUGGACUCUGAAGCCUGUCGUAUCCGCCGCGAGCUUUUGCUUACUCAUUUUAGCUAAUAAAGCGAGGGAUGGAGACCUUUACAGAUGUACUUGAGGAAAAUAUGGGAGCAAAUACACUCUCAUAUUCAUUUAAGUUAGUAAAGAGAAAAAUUAAGAUGGGCAUGGGAGCUGGGGAAGAAAGGGAAACACUUGUAACAAAUUCACUCUGUUUUAGGGAUAUUUUACAUCUGCCAGACUCUUGAUUCCUUUGUAAAUGUUGUUUUGAGCCCUGAAUUCUCAAUACCUAAUGUGUGCAGACCCCACCUUGUCUAGAGGACAGUUAGGCAGGGACAAUAAUGUGGGAUCGUUUCCCAAUAAAAUCACUUCCAAUCGUCUGA
Trachemys scripta elegans is the source of this 1676-nucleotide messenger RNA. It is a transcript of the gene HARBI1, whose product is annotated as harbinger transposase derived 1. The transcript has 3 exons. Lineage: Eukaryota; Metazoa; Chordata; Testudines; Emydidae. The record is from RefSeq and is a predicted model, not a curated record. Bases 241 to 1356 code for a protein of 371 amino acids.